This is a messenger RNA of Syngnathoides biaculeatus (alligator pipefish), 408 nucleotides long. RefSeq lists its product as uncharacterized. The transcript has a single exon. The record is from RefSeq and is a predicted model, not a curated record. The coding region runs from base 1 to 408 and encodes 135 amino acids. NCBI's taxonomy places the organism in Eukaryota, Metazoa, Chordata, Actinopteri, Syngnathiformes, Syngnathidae.
AUGGAAAAGUGCGAGUUUCACCGGCCUUCCGUCACAUUCCUGGGAUUCAUCUUGGCCGAGGGAGAGAUUGGCAUGGAUCCCAGUAAGGUUGACUCUGUUCUCCAAUGGCCCACCCCCACCAAUCGCAGGGAGGUGCAGAGAUUCAUUGGGUUCGCACAUUUCUACCGCAAGUUCAUCAGGAACUUCAGUUCCAUAGCUGCUCCCUUGCACGCCCUCACUUCACCUGGGAAUUCAUUCGAGUGGGAUGUGACCUGCCAGGAGGCCUUUGACAAACUUAGGUCAAGUUUCACCACAGCUCUAGUCCUCAUCAUGCAAGAUCCAGAGAGGCAGUUUGUGGUGGAAGUGGAUGCAUCUGACUCAGGAAUGGGAGCGGUACUCUCAGAGGUGUGCGAGAGAUGGGAGACUUAA